UACUGCUGUCGGUGUACCACCGUCCACCGGAAGGGUUGGAAAGCGGCUCAGAGACGCGUUGGGCUCGAACCAGGAGUCAGAAGUGUCCCUCCAUCCCAGCUGCAAAUAUGAGGCUGCUGCUCCACUUGUGAUGCUUAUUUCCCCCCACAUCUCUGCACAACCUUACCUCUGCCUCACGUCGUUAUUUAACUCGCUGAGUUGUCAUGACCUCCACUGACAGCUCGAAAUGCCCAUCGAUGUUGGGGGACAGGAGACGCAUUCCUCUGGAUCAGCUCCCACCGCCGGCCAACUCCAACAAACCACUGACGCCUUUCAGCAUCGAGGACAUCCUCAGUAAGCCGUCAGUGAGAAGGACCUACUCCCUCAGCGGACCGGUGCACCUCAUCUCUCCCGGAGAAAAGGUGCCAUCCGCGGGUCACAGCUUCUCCAGCCGGGCGCUGCUCAGCCACACGUCUCCUCUGUGCGCCCUAGAGGAGCUGGCGAGCAAAACCUUCAAGGGCCUGGAGGUCAGCGUGCUGCAGGCUGCUGAGGGCCGAGACGGUCUGACGCUCUUUGGUCAAAGGAACACACCGAAAAAGCGUCGGAAGUCCCGCACGGCUUUCACCAACCACCAGAUCUACGAGCUGGAGAAGCGCUUCCUGUACCAGAAGUAUCUGAGCCCGGCGGACCGGGACCAGAUCGCUCAGCAUCUGGGUCUGACAAACGCUCAGGUCAUCACCUGGUUUCAGAACCGGCGGGCUAAGCUCAAGCGGGACCUGGAGGAAAUGAAAGCCGACGUGGAGUCUGCCAAGGCCGCGGGCACUGUGGCCUUCGAGAAGCUCUCCAAGCUGGCCGAGCUGGAGAAGUGCGCGGCUGGAGGUCUGGGAGGAGGGAUGGUUCCUGCACCGGACGACAACGAGCAAGACGUGCUCUCCUCUGGGUCGCAGCACGACACCACCGGCAGCCUCGGCCCGAGCAGGCCGCGCACGUCCCUUCCAUCACCGGCAUCGUCGAUAUACACAGAUCGACUGAGUAGCAAGCGUUUCUCUGAGGAUGAAGAUGAGGAGAUAGACGUGGGUGACUAAAAUAACGGGCUGUCAGUGGGACAUCAAAACAGUGGCCGGUUUUAGCCGACAGCAACUCUGGAUUUUAGCCUUUUACGCAGCGAUGCGAUUCAAACUUAGAAGUCAGUGGUGAUGUGAGAGAAGCCAUCCUAUGGGACAUUUACCCUCUGAACACGUGUGAUGCGUUCAAUGCAAACAGAUCAACAGAGACAUGCAGAAAGAUCUACACUACCAGUCAAAGGUUGGACACGGCUUCUCAUUUAAGGCAUUGUAAAUUAAUACUGAAGACAUCAGAACUAUAAAAGAAUACAUAUGGAAUUAUGUUGGAAACCAAAAAAUGUUCAUCCUCAGUAUUAAUCUACAAUGUACAAAAUAAUGCAAAUAAAUAAAAAGCAUUGAAUGAGAAGACGUGUCCAAACUUUUGACUGGUAGUGUAAAUGCAGGUGCAACACACACCAGUUCAUGUGAUCAGAAAUAUUUCACAGCAUGAUUCAUUUAUGUGCUUUUCCUCUCCACAGCUGGAAGGCCUCUAGAAUCAUUUUAUAAGCUCGCUCCACUUGUUUCCAGCCUUUUGAUAUCGCACUGAAUUGAUAAUCACGCACAGAAAAACGUGCAGCAGCUUGUAAUAAUUCACGAUUUAAUAUAUUUAUAACGCUUUGCUACACCCUUUAAGUGCCUUUAUCGUAUAGCCCACAGAAAGCAUAAACCUGUAAAAAUUGUAAUGUAAAUAAAACCUUUUCAAAUUA
Molecule: messenger RNA, 1789 nt
Organism: Amphiprion ocellaris (clown anemonefish)
Lineage: Eukaryota; Metazoa; Chordata; Actinopteri; Pomacentridae
Gene: lbx1a
Product: ladybird homeobox 1a
Exons: 2
Coding region: 204-1064 (286 amino acids)
Biological process (GO): regulation of DNA-templated transcription
Molecular function (GO): DNA-binding transcription factor activity, RNA polymerase II-specific; DNA binding
Source: RefSeq, a predicted model, not a curated record